UUCAAAACAUUUAAGCACUCAGUGGUCCAGACUCUGAUGAACCAUUAGUUGCUACAAUAGAAAUGGAAUGGGGGUUUCUGGCAGAGGGGCUGGGGCAGCUGAAGCAUUGAUGAAGGUGCUCCAAGGGUCUUGGCACAGUGGCAAUUUACCAGCCAGGAUGGACAUACUUAAAGGUCUUAACAACUGAUGUGGCUGCAUGGAUGGAGUGACUAGAAAGACAAAAGGAUAGAAGCAUGGAUGGGUGGAUGGGAAGACAAGAGUCAAUGGGUGGGAGGAUGGAGGAUGAGUAGAAAGAUAGGAGGAUGGAUUCUGAGGGAAAAGAUGACGGAGGAUGGAUGGAAAGGUAGGAAGAUAGACAAAUGGAAAGAAGGGAAGGAGGGUGGGUGGAAGGAAGGACGUUUGCACAGAGGUUGGGUGGGUUCCAGAGUAAAGCCCUGGGUAACGGCCUGGUUUUGGCCCUGGAACCCUGCAGGUAGCUUCCUGGUGCCCUACAUCACCAUGCUCUUCGUGGAGGGCAUGCCGCUCCUGUACCUGGAACUGGCGGUGGGGCAGCGCAUGCGCCAGGGCAGCAUCGGUGCCUGGAGGGCCAUCAGCCCCUACCUUGGGGGCGUUGGCGUGGCCAGCGUGGUGGUGUCCUUCUUCCUCACCAUGUACUACAACGUCGUCAAUGCCUGGGCCUUCUGGUACCUCUUCCACUCCUUCCAGGAUCCCCUGCCGUGGUCCGUGUGCCCGCUGAAUGGCAACCAGACGGGCUACGAUGAGGAGUGUGAGAAGGCUUCCUCGACGCAGUACUUCUGGUACCGGAAAACCCUCAACAUCUCGCCGUCCAUCCAGGAGAGCGGGGCGGUGCAGUGGGAGCUGGCGCUGUGCCUCCUCCUGGCCUGGCUCCUGGUGUACCUGUGCAUCCUGCGGGGCGUCGAGUCCACUGGCAAGGUGGUGUACUUCACUGUGUUGCUGCCCUACUGCGUGCUCAUCAUCUACCUGGUCAGGGGCCUCACACUCCACGGAGCCACCAAUGGCCUGGCGUACAUGUUCACUCCCAAGAUGGAGCAGCUGGCCAACCCCAAGGCCUGGAUCAACGCAGCCACCCAGAUCUUCUUCUCGCUCGGCUUGGGGUUCGGCAGCCUCAUCGCCUUCGCCAGCUACAACGAGCCCUCCAGCAACUGCCAGAAGCACGCCAUCAUCGUGUCCAUCAUCAACAGCGCCACCUCCAUCUUUGCCAGCGUCGUCACCUUCUCCAUCUAUGGCUUCAAGGCCACCUUCAAUUACGAAAACUGCUUGAACAAGGUGAUUCUGCUGCUGACCAAUUCUUUCGACCUUGAAGAUGGCUUUUUGACAGCCAGCAACCUGGAGCACGUGAAAGCUUACCUGGUGUCUGCCUACCCCAGCAAGUACAGCGAGGUGUUCCCACAAAUUAAAAACUGCAGUUUGGAAUCUGAGCUGGAAACGGCUGUCCAGGGCACUGGUCUGGCUUUCAUUGUCUACACCGAGGCCAUUAAGAACAUGGAGGUGUCCCAGCUGUGGUCAGUGCUCUACUUCUUCAUGCUGCUGAUGCUGGGCAUUGGGAGCAUGCUGGGGAACACAGCCGCCAUCCUCACCCCUCUGACCGACAGCAAGGUCAUCUCCAGCUACCUGCCCAAGGAGGCCAUCUCAGGUCUGGUGUGCCUCGUCAACUGUGCCAUCGGCAUGGUGUUCACCAUGGAGGCCGGCAACUACUGGUUCGACAUCUUCAACGACUACGCUGCCACGCUGUCCCUCCUGCUCAUUGUCCUGGUGGAGACAGUCGCCGUGUGUUACCUCUACGGGCUGAGGAGAUUUGAAAGUGACCUGAAGGCCAUGACUGGACAGGCUCUGAGCUGGUACUGGAAGGCCAUGUGGGGCGGUGUGAGCCCACUGCUCAUCAUCAGCCUCUUUGUCUUCUACCUGAGUGACUACAUCAUCACGGGGACCCUGCGGUACCAAGCCUGGGAUGCCUCCCAGGGCCAGCUUGUGACCAAGGAUUACCCUCCAUAUGCCGUGGUCAUCAUUGGGCUACUUGUGGCCUCCUCCACCAUGUGCGUCCCGCUGGUGGCCCUGGGGACUUUCGUCAUGCGCCGCCUCAAGCAGGGAGACACAGCCUCCACAGCCUGAGAGCUGGGCUCACCGAGACUGCCAUCAGCCACUGUCUUACAGCCACUGAAGUACAGAUGGAGCUGCCUUGGCUGCUUUGGGAAACACUGACUCUGGAAGCACUCAGCCCAUAGCCUUCUUGAGUCUAGAAAGGAUGAGGAAGGUGAGAAGGAAGAAGACACCCUCAGGAGGACCCACACCCCACUCCAGAGUCACCGCGAGCUGGCUCCAGAGGCAGAGUGCUCAUGGCCAGUCUUGAAAACAAUUGCUUGAUUCUAGCAAAGUGCUAGGCUUAGGGCAUACCGUGAGCUGAAACUUGACCAUAAUUUUUAUGGGAUAAAAUUUAAGCAAUUUUUUUUUCCUGAAGAGAUCCCAAAAUAUUAGUGGGCAUUUGUUUUUAGAGCAGUUUGAGAAGUUUUUUAAGUACCUUAGAUGACAAAUCUGAAUGUCAUCAUUGAAAAAUUGUUCUUUUUUUCAGUCACAGUGAACCUGCAAUCACUGCGUUCUCCUUUGCUAACAGGAUUGGCCAUAAAGAAAGAAGGCCUUUGUCUGGGGCUCACAAAGCGGGGGUCACUUUUCCCAAUUCUGAGGCCUCUCAGUGGGUCCAAGACGAGUCCUCUCUACAAACAACCCCAAACCACCUUCAGCCCUGGUGUCUCAGUGCUCUAAGGAGCUGCCAGAGCCACCAUGAGGAUGAACAUGAGGCUAACUUUCCCACAGACCUAAGGUUAUAUUUGGACAUGAUGACCAACUCUUUACAGGAAUGACCCUGACCAUAACUUAGUUUUAGAUUAUUUAUCUGUACUUGUUUUCUAAAAUAUACGGAAAAAUUGCUCUCAGAGUAUCCUGUAAGUGAAGACACCAUAUUUUAUGAUACAGCAUUAGUCCACCCUGCGAACGUCUCCUGUCUUUUAACUGCAAUAAGUAGGUCAGGGUUAUCCCUAAAGUGAGAGGGUCCUUUCCUGCUCUAACAUUCCUGAAUUCCAUGCCCUCAGCAAAGCACAGAAAGUUUCUUUGGGUAGAUGUGUACUGACAUCUUUACAGACACUUAAACACUCACCUGGGACAUCAGCUGGAGAUGGCUUUUCUUUUAAAACUUCAUUUUCAUGCUAUCAACUUCCCUAUAAGAAGAGCAGGCAUUAGAAAGGUCUUAGGUGGUCCUGAACUUCCAGCUUCAGCUGAUGCCCAGUCAUGAAAGAUCACUUAGUGGUGCUGGGGAACUGGGCAGCCGCAUGCAAGUCAGUGAAGUUAGAACACACCCUCACCCCAUAUACAAAAAAGAACUCAAAAUGGCUUAAAUAUAAGACAUGACACUAAGACUCCUAGAAGAGAACAUAGGCAAAACAUUCUCUGACGUAAAUCAUACCAAUGUUUUCUUAGGUCAGUCUCCCAAGAGAAUAGAGAUAAAAGCAAAAAAUAAACAAACGGGACCUAAUCAAACUUAAGCUGUUGCACAGUGAAAGAAACCAUAAACAUAAGAAAAAGACAACCUAUGGCCUGGGAGAAAAUAUUUGCAAAUAAUGUUACUAACAGGGGCUUAAUUUCCAAAAUAUAUAAACAGCUCAUACAACUCAACAAAAAAAACCAAACAACCCAAUCCAAAAAUGGGCAGGUCUAAAUAGACAUUUCUCCAAAGACAACAUACAGAUGGCCAAUAUGCACGUGAAAAGAUAUGCUCAACAUCACUAAUUAUUAGAGAAAUGCAAAUCAAAACUGCAAAUCAAAAUAUCACACCAGCUAGAAUGACCAUCAUUAAAAAGUCUACAAAUAACAAACGCUAGAGAAGGUGUGAAGAAAAGGGAACCCUCCUACACUGUUGGUGGGAAUAUAAACUGGUGCAACCGUUAUGGAAAACAGUAUGGAGGGUCCUCAAAAAACUAAAAAUAGAGUUGCUAUAUGAUCCAGCAAUCCCACUCCUAGGCACAUAUCCAGACAAAUUCAAAAAGAUACAUGCACCCUUAUGUUCAUAGGUUGACAUGGAAACAACCUAAAUGUCCAUCAACAGAUGAAUGGAUAAAGAUGUGGUACAUGUAUACAAUGGAAUAUUACUGAGCCAUAAAAAAGAACAAAAUCAUGCCAUCUGUGGCAAUAUGGAUGGACCUAGAGAUUCAUACUAAAAAAGUCAAACAGAAAGACAAAUACCAUAUGAUAUCACUUAUACUGUAAUCUAAAACAUGACAUAAAUGAACUUAUCUAUGAAACAGAAACAGACUCACAGACAUAGAGAACAGACCUGUGGUUGCCAAGUAGGAGGAAGGGUGGGGCAAGGAUGGACUGGGAGGUUGGGGUUAGCAGAUGCCAACUAUUAUGCAUAGAACGGAUAAACAACAAGGUCCUACUGUGUAGCACAGGGAAUAUAUUCAAUAUCCUGUGAUAAACCAUAAUGGAAAAGAAAAAAAAAAUCACUUGGCUUUAAUAUGCAUGAACCAGCAUUUACUUACCACCACUAGUCAGUCCUGUGAUUUCUCUUCAGAGGGUUCUUUGGUGUCAAAAAACCUCAGCUAUCAAGGCUUGAAGAGUGAGCACACUCGACGGCAAAUACACAGCACAGAGACUGUUCCUGAAUCCUUAGGGGUCAGUCCCCGCCUCAGCCCCCAGUCACGGUCGCUUUCUUAACGCAGAGGCCGCCCCUCCUGGUCAUCAGCUGGCUGUUUCAGCCCGGAAUGCUAUGUAUCCUCAGGAGCAUAGACACAAAUGUUGUUAUAGAGCAGCACUUUAUUCACAGCUGUUGUACUUUAGUGGUCCUCCACCUCAGUGUCCAGGCGAACCACCGGGAGCAUUUAAAACUCCCGGUGCCCAGGCCAUGCCCCGGAAAUUGCCGAAUCUGAGAAUCAGGUCCCUGUUUAAGACAGAAGGAAAAUGUAUCACACAUUUACAUCAAAAGUGACCUGUAAAGUUUGAAAGCACUUCUAAUUGAGUGAAAAAGUUAUUUCUCCAGAAUAACUUUUGCUCAUGAAAGUCAAAUAGAUGAAGUCCCAUUAUUACAGACAAAUGGGCUCCAGGUGAAAAUGUCUCCAGUUUCAGUUCAGUUUUAUUCUGGUUUCUGAGAACUGCAUGAAGAACAGAACAUUUCACAGUAAUCUUCUUCAACCAUUAAGUCCUGUUUCAAAAAAUUCUUUGUUGACUAUUUUCUAGGGACUGCACAAAAGUAGUCAUGUUGACCUUUGCCCACCAUCCUCCAAUAAGCUGGAGAGAAAAAGGGAUAUUCCAUCCCUGUACCCUUAGCAGUGCAUCAGGGCCAGACAUGGACUCCAGAAAGCUUUCUACUUAUACUAAAAACAACUCUUGACUUAUUUCUAAAGAAUCAGGUAGGGAAAUAUUUGUUUUUUUUUUUUUCAGCAAUUGUCAUAAAUAAAACUCUAAACAAGUAUAUCUUGAGGUCUUUUUGAUCAUUUACGGGAUGUAGUUUUGAGACCUCUCCACAAAAGAUUUUCCCUUCUUAUGUAAACAUACUAGCUAAUUUUCAAAAAAAAACUGGAAAAUAAAGGAGAAUCCAUCUGGUC
Messenger RNA from Hippopotamus amphibius kiboko, 5612 nucleotides. It is a transcript of the gene SLC6A20, whose product is annotated as solute carrier family 6 member 20. Gene Ontology annotation, molecular function: L-proline transmembrane transporter activity. The coding region runs from base 238 to 2130 and encodes 630 amino acids. Gene Ontology annotation, biological process: sodium ion transmembrane transport. NCBI's taxonomy places the organism in Eukaryota, Metazoa, Chordata, Mammalia, Artiodactyla, Hippopotamidae. The record is from RefSeq and is a predicted model, not a curated record. The transcript is spliced from 10 exons. Gene Ontology annotation, cellular component: plasma membrane.